Pseudomyrmex gracilis is the source of this 4138-nucleotide messenger RNA. Its product is annotated as focadhesin. The record is from RefSeq and is a predicted model, not a curated record. The coding region runs from base 399 to 3968 and encodes 1189 amino acids. The transcript is spliced from 10 exons. Gene Ontology annotation, biological process: regulation of post-transcriptional gene silencing. NCBI's taxonomy places the organism in Eukaryota, Metazoa, Arthropoda, Insecta, Hymenoptera, Formicidae.
UACAGAUCGUUGUGUAUAAACUUAUCAUGUAGUAAUAGCAGCAAAUGUGCUAUGUAUAUAUGCGUAUAGUAUGCACAUACAUACUUGUGUGCCGUCAACUGCGCAUGCGGGAUAUGAAUUAUUAUACAUGUGUAAACACAAUUAUCGCUGUGUAUAAUACGUACCGAUGAGAUGAGGUUAUGUUUGGUUAUUCCAAACAUGCGAGAUAGACUGGCGUAUGGGCGGAUUAUUGAAGUCCGAGAGUCAUUAAAAAUUCAAAAUCAAACCAAACAUAGGAGUGCAUGAGAGAAGCAGAUCUGAUGUUUACCACAUUUUGGCAUACGUUUACGUUGUGAUUCCGUCUUCUGAGCUCACGCGCGUAUAUUCUGUGUACGAGAUAACUCAAUACAAAGUGAAACAUGGACGAAAUUAAUUACAAAUUAAAAUCAGAAAAUCCUGCUCUGAUAUCACACGUAAUAUCCAAGAUAAUUGAAACAAUCAAGAAGCAAUUGGAGGGCGAAGAAACGGAUAUUUCAAAAAUACCAGAGUUUAAAUUACUUUCAUCAAAAUGCAGCAGCAACGAUUUUAUAGUCAGCACGUCUGCGUGUCAAGCGCUGGUUGUUCUCGUUGAAAUUGGAUUGUGGGAUAUCAAGUCUGCAUUAUCAACCUUUAUGGCAUCUUUAUCUUCCACAUGCACAUCAAAUAUAAAUUAUCAGGCAAUCACUGUGGCUAUAAGUCGACUAUUGAUACUGGAUUGGAAAGCGUCAAAUGAAUGUGUUCAAUAUACACUUGAAGCGCCUACUCAACAUCCAUUUAUUACAAUUCUGAGUCACGAAACACGCAGCUGGAAAUAUGUGUUAAAUCAAAUGAAUCUUAUUAUGCAUUAUCAUGACAAAGAUGUCAUGGAACAAAGCACUGAGCUGUUACGACCGGUAUUUCUGUACAUAUUGUGCAAUCCUUCCAUGGAUUUGAGCGAGAGUUUUAGACAGGAGGCGUGGCAACUAAUAAUCAAAUCUAAUCGCACAUUUGAUUUGCAGACAGAGAUAUUACUCUGGUUGUGUACAAAUCGUGUAGAAGUUUGCGUCGACGCAAAUUGUCGAGUGCUCGAGCUCGCAAAGUUGUCGUUGCUGAAGGGAAACAAAAAAUAUUACACGACAUUGAUACCUCUAAUUGCGUCUUUGACGAUACAGCUUUUAGAAUAUGGACACGAACCAGUGCAAAACUUUUGCACCAUAUUAGAUUUGAUUGGCGACUGUGAUAAUUAUAUAGGAAAUAUCACGAUAGUGCUGAUGACGGAAAUAAUCUUGAUAUGUCCGGCGGCAUACUUAUUUAAUGCCAUUAAGAUAUGUACAAUUAUCGUGGACAAAAUGCCGUGCAACGUAAUAUUAUUGAACGCGUUGGCAGCUGCUUUGUUAAAAUGGUUGGCUUAUCCGUCAUUGCUAUGCUCCGAUGCACUAAUAUUAGCAAAAGAAUUGGUACUUGGGACAAUGGUAGAAAAAAAAGUGAACAAGGAUGACGAUAUUUAUUCAAACAAAACCCUACGUAUAUUCAGCUGCAGCAAUAGAUAUAUCCAGUGUUAUACAGAACUUAUCUGCAAUCUGUACUCACUAGAAGAGAACAUUUUGUCGUGGUUGGAGGACUUGUCGCUUGCACCGAUCGAUGUGCGAUACAUGUGCAAACUAAUUCUGUGCGGAAUUUUUCUGAACUACGAUGAGCCUAUUGUCGUGCAGAAAACUUGCCACAUCCUUGUGCAAAUAGCAAUGGAAAUUAAUUCUUUUGCGUCGCACGUGCUAUCCUUGCUGUUGCACAAAUUAACGAGAUCUCACGACAGCUCCACGUUGAAGAUUUUGCUGCUGGCUGUCCCAAAAUUCGCUAUGUUUAAGGAAAAUCUGCCGAUUGUUAUUCACACGUUGGAUACUCUGUUGAAUAGUGGCAAGCCAUUGAAAUAUUUUGCGAUUGAACUCUACGUAAAAGCGUUGGAGAAAGAAUCGCGUUGCUUUCGCUUCCUGUCCGCUGCCCUGAUGGAUAUCAUGGAGAAUGAUUGCAACUGGCAUUCAGACGUGACGUGCGUUCGGGCGAUUAGAUAUAUUUGCGAGAAUCGCCCCGAGCACAGUGAAGAAUUUGUACCAUUGCUGUCGCAAAUUUUCAAUCGGUGUUCCGAUCAGAAUGGCGGUGCAGCUACCGCGCUCGCACUCAACAGCAUUGCGGCUUUGUGCAGGGCUACGGUAAUAGGCAUCUACUCAACCUGGAAGGUGUUAGCGCCGAAAAUGCGCAAGGAGAAGCGCACAGUGGUUUUAGAAAGUCUGUGUGAGCUAUUUGGUGAGAUCCCAUCAUAUCCUUUUCGUACCAACGAUGAUUAUGAACAAUUCAUCGUUGAUAUCGUAACGCAUUUGUGGCGCUACACAAUUUGCGAAGACGUGAAAAUUGCGGAAGUGGCGUUUAAAGCGUUGAAGUCCUACCACUUGGAACGAGUUCCUCUAAGCGCUUUGCCGUCGGUUUUUCGAUCGGACGUCGUGAUUCCUCGAGUGCCGGAGAAGAUAGCUGAAAAUGCUAAGUCAGAGGAUAUGCAAUAUAUACCGGGCGCUUGUUGGAUUCAGAUGUUGAAAAAAGUGAAUAAAAACGUCUUGUCAGCUGCCGGAGAUCUUCUGAUUGUUUACAUCGAGAAUGAAUUGAGCAACUAUAGGUCACAAAUAUACAAGUGGCCCAGAGGAGAGCCUCAAAAUUAUAAAUAUCUGUCGGAAAAAAGUGUGAUAAGAGCCGUCGGUGAGCACUUGAGGCGAAGUGACAAAAUGGAUUCAAGUAAUCGAAGAAUAUUAGUAGAAUGUCUGCGUAUAUUGGCUUAUAAAUACAAAAAACCGUUACCAAAUAUAAACUGGGAUUUUUUGAAGGAGACUAUGAAUAUAUCGAAAGAGGCUAAGGAAUAUAGUCUUUCUAUCGCGAGCCAUCACUCUCAGAUCUCGCAGUCGGCAAAAUUAUUGACAGAAAGUAUUCUGUCAAUGUACACAUCUACGUCAGAAGUCGGUCAAUUGUUAGUGAAUGAAAAACACUUAAUACUUUAUUCGAAUUUGGACGAGUUGUGCCAAGCCAUUCGGCCGAGUGAUCUGAGAGCGUUUCUUAAGACCUCUCUUAAUUACGUCGUUAACGAAAAUUUACUCAAAGAUGAAAAAUCGAUCGAUUUGUUCAAUCGUAUUAUGUCUUCGUAUAUCGCCGCUUUGAAGAGCGAUGCGAUACAAGUAGGAAAUCGAACGUUGUUGUCCAAUAUGUUGGAAGAAAUAUUGGGGACAGCUGAUUUGACGUCCGAACGUUUUGAAAAAUACGUGGCAGCUGUGACGGAAUUGUCAGUUAAAGACAUUGAAAGAAUGACAUCGCCUAGCAUCUGGUGGGAAGCGACGCCGGAAAAAUUGAAGAAUGCCAUCACCAUUAGAGCCUCGUUAAUAUUUAGGAUAGAUGCUGGAACGUCACUCAUUUGGUUGUUGAACGAACUUAUCGAUGUAGUUGCAUCUAAUAUUGAAAUGCAAAAACACAUGCUAAAAUGUAUACAAAAAGUUCAGAUUGAUAUGAGGUCGGGUAAAUCGUGCGAUUUUGGGUCGCAAAAAGACUGGAUUCUGGAUUUUAUGAGAUAUAUCGAUACGCUUAUGAUGGAACAAGAAAAAGAUAAAAAUAUAAUAUUUUGCUGUGAUAUUCUAUUCCUCACAGUUAUUUGUUUUUCCGGCAUAGAUUGUUUGUUGUCGAAGAAAGAAUUGGUAAUUACUUCGCGAGAUGUUAGAACACGAUUGUUCCCACAGGCAAUCUGUAUACUUGCCGACAGACAAAUUUGGAAGUCCAUAACUCGUCAGAUUAUGAAGUGGCUGAAUCACAUGAGAACCAGUUCUGUACCUGAUGUAUAUAUACUUGCAUUUCAAAGCGCAUUGAUUUUAUUAAAAUACGAAGAAGAUUAUAACUCACAAUGGACAAAUUAUUUAUCAGUUAAAACUUGUAUUAAUAUAUAAAAAAAAAAAAAACAUUGAGCUGUCAUUUUGCACUUGGAUGGACGCUCAUUCGCGGACUUUUAAUUAACAUCUCGUUAAUUAUUGCGAAUCUUACAAAGAGAUAUGAGACUUUAACUUACAAGAAUAACCCCUUCUACCUGCUUACGAGCGAUGUUCCGUCAAUUAUCGGA